AUGUUAAAAAUAUUAAAUGCCACAUCUAAGCUGUCUAGAACAGCUCUUUCAAGGUCUGCGCCAGCUUUCUCUACAUCUUCUUUACGAUUAGCGAUAGAUGAUUCUGUCAACCGUAAAGAGGCACCUAUCAUUGAUAAUGAAGCCGUGUUAGCUCUGCCUGAAGAAGUGAAGGAGAGAAGUGUUCAAGAUGCCACUAUCACUGUGCCUAAGAAGGUUGAUUUAACUCCAAUUACUGGAAUACCCGAAGAACAUAUUAAAACUCGUAGAGUUCGCAUCUACCAACCUUCAAAGAAUGCUAUGCAAAGUGGAACCAGCAACACUCAUCACUGGGAAAUGGAGUUUGAUACUCGCCAACGAUGGGAAAAUCCUCUAAUGGGCUGGACUUCUACUGGAGACCCUUUGUCUAACAUGAAAAUUGAGUUUUCAUCUCCUGAUGAAGCUAUUGAACACUGUGAAAAGAAUGGUUGGAUGUGGUACUUGGAUGUUCCCAAACUAGACAAAGAAUUCAAGCCUAAGAGCUAUGGAGUUAAUUUUUCAUGGAAUCGCCGUACUAGAGUAUCCACCAAG
Molecule: messenger RNA, 567 nt
Organism: Brenthis ino (lesser marbled fritillary)
Lineage: Eukaryota; Metazoa; Arthropoda; Insecta; Lepidoptera; Nymphalidae
Source: the annotation of a GenBank genome assembly